Molecule: messenger RNA, 4122 nt
Organism: Pyrus x bretschneideri (Chinese white pear)
Lineage: Eukaryota; Viridiplantae; Streptophyta; Magnoliopsida; Rosales; Rosaceae
Product: BAG family molecular chaperone regulator 6
Exons: 3
Coding region: 264-3980 (1238 amino acids)
Biological process (GO): protein folding
Cellular component (GO): plasmodesma
Molecular function (GO): protein-folding chaperone binding
Source: RefSeq, a predicted model, not a curated record
GACUCCUUUCUCCCCAAAACGCAGAUUUUGAAUUUCAUAAAGCGAAAGCCGAAAGAAAACCAGACUACAAAAGCUUCCGUUCUUCUAAUUUUCGGGUUUGUGGACCGAUUCGCUCCGAUAACUUUGUCAUUCGGAUUGUGGAACCGCAAUUGGCUGUUUGAAUCUUCUCAAGAAAAUAAACUAUUUAACAAGUGCUUUUGGUGUUGCUUAAACACUUUUUGGAGAAUUCCUUUUCGUCAUUGUGUGUAUAAAUUUGGUGAAUAAUGAUGCCAUUAUACAGAUACAUGGAUUCAAACCCCUACCAAAGAAACCAAACUUUCUCUUUCCCUCAGUAUCAUAAUCCGGGUUUCGGGUCCAAUCCGUCCAUGGUGUGGGAGCCUUGGCCCUAUGGCGGAAACUAUGGCUACCCAAUGCCUUGCCAUUCUUGCUGUAACCAUAAUCUCAGACCCUCUUAUCCUCAUCCUUCAAUGCCAUCACCGCAACACUUUUAUGGGGGUUAUCCUGUUCCGCAUCCCCAGGCCUACCCUGUUCCCUAUGUGCCGCCACCUCCUCAUUAUUCCAUGGAGAUUCCUAAAUAUGAGUAUGAUAAGAUGGUGCCUCGAAAUUAUCACUGCUGUGGGUGUCCUAAUCAUGUUUGCCAGCAGAAUAUAGAUAAGGGUGGGAAGAUUGAAGAACAAGGAUCGGAUGUUGUUGACAAGAAGGCAGAUUUGGUUCCGGUUCAUAUGAACAACAACCAUUAUCCAACUUUGUGGUUUCCACCGGUUUCCAUGAAUGGUAGAGAGCAAAGCAAGGUUUCUGAACCGGAGGCCGUAGAGGAAACAAAAAUUCCAACUGAUUCUAAGCCUCCAGAGGGUGUGAAGUCUCAGGGAGAUCAAAGGCAUAUUUGGUUCCCUUUUGAUCUGAAUGACAUUGGGGCUUCGAUGCAAGGAGGAAAUAGAGAGCCACGUCAAGAACAGCAGGUGGAGGAUAAAAAGAAGGAAUCCCCGUUUCCAAUUUUCUGGAUGCCACCUUAUCAGGAGGCUGGAAAGAAGGACAAGGAUGUGAAUGCUUCUCGUGAUCACAAGACCGAGGAUGAAAAGAAGCAAAUCCCAUUUCCAUUCUUCUUGUUUCCUUUCGGAAACAAGCAGGAGGAAGUUCGAAAGGAGGGCAACAGGGAGGUGAAUUCUGCACCGAAGGUUGUUCCAAUGAACAGUACUGAGGGUGGUGUCACAAAGGAGGCUGGUACAAAUGAAGAGAAACCUGCUGGUCAGGGUGCUGAGGAGAGGAAGGAAAACACUACUAACGUGAAAAGCAUAGUUGUGAAGCAAAUGGAUCCACAUAAGGAGGAAAAGAACUCUGAAGACGAGGAGAGAAGAGAAAGGAGUGUCCCUGUGAAACAAGUGGAAGAGAAUGUGGGGAACAAACCUUCUGGUACGAGUGUUAAGAGACAGUCCUCUUCCCCUAAAAAGUCAUCUGAGCUACCUCCCGUCUGUCUGAGAGUUGAUCCAUUGCCGAGGAAGAAGAAGGCCAAUGGCAGUUCACGGUCUCCUAGUCCUCCUGCUCAAAAAGGACACAAAAAAGAAGUUGAGCCAUCCAUAAAGGAGAAGGCUACAGAGGUUGUGGAUACGACAAUCAGUGAGAACAAAGAUCUGAUGCAUACAUCCAAGAUUCCUACUAAUUCUAAAGGGGAUGUUUCUAGGAAUCCAACCGUUCAGGAAUCUGAGAAGGAUGGAGAUAGAUGUCAGACCAACGAGGAUGAAGAAGCACAAAAGGUUGCAGAAGCAAAAUCUGAGGAGACUAAUAAGCCAACGGAGGCAACCAAAUCAGUUACUGAUGGAAAACUUGAGAGGACAUUGUCAGAUAUAGAGGCAGCUGUGCUUAUUCAAUCUGCCUUUCGUGGGUUUGAGGUCAGGAGGUGGGAACCAUUGAAGAAAUUAAAGCAAAUAGCUGACAUUCGUGAGCAGGUUGCUGAUAUUCGUAAUCGUAUCUCCACUUUGGCGGCUUCUGAUCUCCAGAAAGAUGACAAGCAGAGAGUAAUAAUUGGGGAGACAAUCAUGAGACUCCUCCUCAAGUUGGAUACCAUUCAGGGUUUGCUUCCAAGCCUCAGAGACGUUAGAAGAUCCUUGGCAAGGGAGCUCGUAGUUCUGCAGGAAAAACUCGAUGAGUUUAACACUAAGAAGUCUCAAAAUCCGACACAGGAGGCAUCCACUGUUGAGCAUAUGGAAGAGCUCGGUGAGAACACCAACAACGGUAACUGCAUGCUAGAGCAGCAAAGAGAGGAUGUGACUGGACUUGGUGAAGGAUUGCCUGAUGGUGUCAGUGAUAGCAGUCAUAAUGGUACAGACCAUUGUCAAGGGGAAGUGCUUCAGAAUUUUGAACCUGAGCCCGGUUUGAGAGCCGAGGAACCAGGCCAUUGUAAUCAUAGAGAGCUGCACGCCCCAGCGGAGGAUGGUGAUCAAGAGCAACAGGUGGAAAGUUGCUUAAAGUCUGAAGAUAAUGGUUCUGCGCCCAUUGUGGAAACAAAAGAUGAUGUGGUUGGUGAACAGUCUAAUGGAGAUAUGGCGGUGGGAGAUGCAGAAAUGAAGAAUGGUUUUACUCGGCCUGGGCAAUGCAGUGAAGCAUCAUCUCUUGUAGAAGGAAACCAUACUCUGACAGGAAACUCUUCCGAAGCUGUUAAUAUAAACGUAGAGACAAGAGAGCCUGGAGAGUUGCCUCGAGGAGUAACUGAUGACGAACCUGCCAUUUUGGAGCCUGGAAAGGAUGAACAAGUGGAAGUGUUGUCGAAUGUGACUCCACCAAAUGCUUGUUCCUGUGUGAUGGAAAAGGACUUAGAGAUGCAAGAGCUAGCAGAACUGUCACGGGGCAUGAUUGAUGAGCACAAUGCACUUACCGAAUCUACCAUUUUGGAGCCUGGCAUGAUUGAUGAGCACAAUGCACUUAACAAAUCUACCAUUUUGGAGCCUGAAAUCGUUGAACAAGUAGAACUGUCGCCAGAUGUGCCUUCAUCAAAUGCUUGUGCUUAUGUGACAGAAAAGGAAGCAGAGAUGCAAGAGCUAGCAGAACUGCCACCGGGCAUGACUGAUGAGCACAAUGCACUUAAUGAGUCCAGGGAAAUUGAAGAAGUCGGAGUAGUGAAGGAAGAUGAUUCCCUACAAAGUGGAGGAGAACAUCAUGUGGCAUUUGAUGUAACUUCACAACCAGAUGGAACUUCAAAUACGGAUCAAUUAGAGCAACGAAGAGAGGGAGCAGUGGAGGAGCAACCUAUUGUCCGUUUAGAGCAGCAGGUGAUUGGAUCUCAAGAGGAUGAAGGACGCCCUUCAGAUUCAGUGCUUGAUUUAGAGGUAGAGCUCCAGCCACAAGAACAAGUCCUCAAAGAUGAUCAUCUUCCACUGGCCUUUGAGUCGAUUGAAACCCAAGCACUGAGCUUACCUGUUCAGACCGAAGCUCAUGAUGUUGUGCAUGAAGAUGGACCCUUGGACAUAAUUCAUGAUCAUCAUUCGGGCCAGCCUAUCGAGGAUGAAGUGCCAAUUGAGAGAAGUACAAAGGACUCUGAGCACCUGCGAGCAGAAACAGUUAUAGAGGAUAUAAAGAUGCAGGAAAGCAACCUCGAAUGUGAGGACAAGAAGAAUGCACUGCCAAAUGUUGCUGAAACUGUCGCGGAGGACAUCUUCAGUGAGACACAGUCCACUCCCGUGCAGAAGAGUGAAUCAUUGCCUGAGAAACAAGUUGCGAUGGAGGCAUCCUCCAUUGAUGGGGAUGUCACGGAAUUCGAAAGUGGUAGAAUGUUGAUUGAAGAGAACGAGAAACUAAGGGCAAUGAUGCAGAAGUUCAUGGAAGCCGGAAACGAACAGCUACAAGCUAUAUCGAACCUGACUGGCAGAGUGAAAGACCUGGAGAAAAAGUUGGCUAGGAAGAAGAAAGUAAGGGGUAGACGGUUACCUUCUCGUGCCAGACCAUCAAACAAUCGUUCCAAGGACAAGGAUGCUGGUGUCGCAAUUUGAAAAGUUCAUUUCAUAUCUCAAUUGAAUGAAUGUAAGCAGUUGUAAUGUGGGGUUUGAUUUGAGUAUAUGUGUAUCUAUAAUGUGUAAAUUUGUAUUUACUUUUUUUCAAUUUUACAGAAAAAUAAAGGACUGUUACGGUAUA